Messenger RNA from Oncorhynchus masou masou (cherry salmon), 2232 nucleotides. Its product is annotated as zinc finger protein 502-like. The record is from RefSeq and is a predicted model, not a curated record. Lineage: Eukaryota; Metazoa; Chordata; Actinopteri; Salmoniformes; Salmonidae. The transcript is spliced from 4 exons. The coding region runs from base 430 to 1422 and encodes 330 amino acids. Gene Ontology annotation, biological process: regulation of transcription by RNA polymerase II. Gene Ontology annotation, molecular function: RNA polymerase II cis-regulatory region sequence-specific DNA binding; DNA-binding transcription factor activity, RNA polymerase II-specific.
AUUUGUUAGACGUAAGAGAAAAUAUAUCAGUUUAUUGUUAAAUUAUUAUGACGUUCUUUCCAACACAAAACGUGUCGAAACUAUUGUUUCCAAACUGCGUUACCCACUCCAGCCAGCAGAUGGCGAUGGGCGUCUUUCAGGUGAUGCUUCUUGCGUGACGUAUAAUGGACUGGACGGGACGCUUCUUCAGGAACAACAACACGGCUUCUCUUUCAACCACCGAGGUAGUUUGCUAGACAACAUAAAACAUUGACGUUUUAGACCAUCUUAAUGUACAUUAGCUAAUCUCAGUGUUUUAAACACAUUUCGGUUGACGUAUCUACUGGUAAACUUUAACCGAAUGUGCUUGUUCAAUUUGCAAACGGGUUAAAGAUUGAUACUGGGCCUGGCCGCUAAUGCUACCUAACUAGCUAGCAAACAUCCCUGACCAUGAGCUCACUAAACUACUCCUCCCUUGCUAAAGAAGAGGAGGCCUGCUGUACGGAGAAUGAAGCUCUGGGACUGAACAUUGUCGUGGAAGAUCAAGAUGAUGUUAUUGAGGAAACAGAGGAAGAACCUUUUAGAGAAGAAGAGGAUGCUGUCUCAAUAAAGGUGAAGGAGGAAGACGUCUUGAGAGUGAAAGAGGGGGAGACAGAAUAUCAGAUUACCACCAGCCCCGUUCACACAGGAGAGAUACGUGACUAUUGUGGAUCCUCUGGGGAGCCUCAACAACAUCCUGAUGCUGACGAGGCAGAGAAGAGUCUCUCCAGAUCAGAACACCAGAUGGACAACGCUAGCCCUUCGUCCCUCCCAGAGUCCCCGUGUCAUGCCUCUCCCGGUAGCACCUUACUGCUGGGUAUGAAGAGGUUGUCUGUGCUGCUGGUGGACUGCAGGAAAACAACGGGGCUGAGUGGAACUGUGAGAGGAGGAGAAGAGAAGAAAGGAUCAGAUUUGACACAUCAAAGAGAAAACACAAACCCGGAGGAACCAGGGACGUCCAAACCGGCAAGACGACACCUCUGCUCCCAGAUUGGAAAGAGUUUUACCAAGUUAGGAAGUCUGAAAAGACAUGAGAGGAAACACACAGCAGAGAAGCUACACCAUUGUGCCCAGUGUGGAAAGAGUUUUAACCACUUAGGAAACAUGAAAUCUCAUGAGAGAAUACACACAGGGGAGAAGCCAUACCUUUGCGCUCAGUGCGGAAAGAGUUUUAGCCGCUUAGGACAACUGAAAUGUCAUGAGCGAAUACACACAGGGGAGAAGCCAUACCAUUGUGCCUGGUGUGGAAAGAGUUUUAAGGUCUCAGGAAUGCUGACAACUCAUGAGCGAAUACACACAGGGGAGAAGCCUUUCAAAUGCUCAGACUGUGGGAAGACAUAUUACUCAUCACAGUCACUUAAAAGUCAUGUGAGAAUCCACACAGAAGAGAAUAAUUACUUCUAGUGUGAAUAUUGAUAUUUCACUUCACAUUGACUUCGUCAGAGAACAUACACAGUGGCCCCGUUGUCUUAUAUUGUUGACUGAGAAUGUGUUUACCUGUUUUUACCAUAUGAAAUGUAAUUGUACAACGUAUAUUCAAACAUAUAUUUGUAUGUUUUUAUUAGAAACCAUAAAUUGUAUAUGGAGUAUGUCAGUUUGAAUAUAGAGUAGAUCAGAUUCCAUGUGUUUAAAUGGUCCUUUUUUAAACUCUAUGUGUGUUUAUCUGGGUGUGUCAUUCCUCCAGCACUACAGAUAAUCAAGUGAUAUUUGGAUGUGAUGCAUUUGUUCCAUUGUUGACAUUUGCAGUGUUGGCCCACUGAUGAUUUAAUGAAAUGAAAAUGUUCAGACUCUGUAAUGGAAAAUGUUACUCAGUUAUGUGGACACACAAACAAUUAUGUGACUAACCUUGUGAAACUGUCCUAUUAUAAUCUCCUGUUCUUGGGAGUAUCAUCCUGUGUUGCAAACCAGCUGCACCUGUGUCCUUGUAUGAAUAAAGUCCCUCCCAGGAACAGGAAACUAUAAAGAUAUGUGGUCAUCACUCAAUGCUUCAGGAAUUCAGACUGUCUACACUGCACUGUGUAACUCUCUUUAUUUCUGAGCUCAGAGAGAAAAACAAUCUUGGUUUGACUUGGACUCCAGCAGAUCCUUAUUUUAUAAUAUCCACCUCUCCCACGGAUUGCUGUUUAUCAUUGUCUCAAUGAAGAGUUCUUUGUUUUAUUUUCCAGGGGUCAUUUACAAGCCUCCCACUGGUUGAAUAAAUCAAAUCAAAUUUUA